This is a messenger RNA of Coregonus clupeaformis (lake whitefish), 1807 nucleotides long. RefSeq names its product catechol-O-methyltransferase a (gene comta). The coding region runs from base 403 to 1197 and encodes 264 amino acids. The record is from RefSeq and is a predicted model, not a curated record. Gene Ontology annotation, molecular function: catechol O-methyltransferase activity. Lineage: Eukaryota; Metazoa; Chordata; Actinopteri; Salmoniformes; Salmonidae. The transcript is spliced from 7 exons. Gene Ontology annotation, biological process: dopamine metabolic process; catecholamine catabolic process; developmental process.
AAAGAGGGAUUUAAAACUCUGCCCAGUUGGCUGUUGAUUAGCCUUUCUCUCUUUGUGUGGGUGUGUUUUGGGGCUUAUGCUAUGUCACCGUCAGUGUGUGUGCAACUGAGCCAAGCUUUGCAGUUUGACCUAUAGCUGCACAUUCCUUUCAGCUCACAUCAAAGCUGCCUGGGAGAGCGAGAGCGAGAGAGAGGAUAGAGCGAGGGGGAGAGAGAAAGAGAGAGAGAGAGUGAGAGAGGACUGUGCUCAUAGUGUAGUUAGGGGCUUAAAGGAGAAACAGGCAACAAAGGAUAAGAGGUUGUGGAGAAGCAGCUCUGAGCGUGGAGACAUCAGCAGGAACUGACAGAUUCCUCACCGCCUGUCUGCUGUUGCUGCUAUCUCAUCUACCUGCUCAGUUCAAGCAUGUUGCUGUCUUUCCUGGCUUUGUGUUGUGGCGGAGCAGCUGUUCUGUAUGGCCUGUACUCCUGGCUGAUCCCUGCAGCUGUGCAGUACAACGCAUGGUGGGCCCUGCUCUGGCACGACGCCAUUGUAGAGAGGGCUCUCAACACCCUCACCCGAUCCACCCGACCCCAGCGUCUUCUGAGAGCUGUUCAAAAGAAGGCCAUCAAAGGAGACCCUCAGAGUGUCAUCUCUACUAUCGAUUACUUCUGCAGGCAUUCUGAAUGGGCCAUGAAUGUGGGAGAUGAGAAAGGGGUCAUCUUGGACUCUGUGGUGUGCGAGGUUAGUCCAUCCACUGCCCUGGAGCUGGGUACGUACUGUGGCUACUCCACUGUGCGUAUUGCCCGCCUGCUGCCCCCUGGCACCAAGCUCAUUACCCUGGAAUUCAACCCAGACUAUGCCGCUGUGGCUCGCCAGAUCAUUGAGUAUUCUGGGCUCCAGGACAAGAUUUGUCUGGUGGAAGGAGCCUCAGGAGAUCUAAUCCCCAAGAUGCAGGAGCUAUUUGGGAUUAAAACGUUUGAUUUUGUCUUCUUGGACCACUGGAAAGACCGCUACCUGCCCGAUAUCAAACUUCUGGAGGAGUGUCAGCUGCUGAGGAAAGGCUCCAUACUGCUGGCAGACAACGUCAUCUGUCCUGGAACCCCUGACUACUUGGAGUAUGUCAGAAACAGCCCCCGCUACGAGAGCAAAUAUUUCAAAUCCCACCUGGAGUACACUAAAGUAGAGGAUGGCCUGGAGAAAUCUGUGUUCUUGGGAUAAAGACGUGACAGGCCUUGGUUCAGAUUCAAUAACGCCUACCACACCAAUGUUUAUGCAGUGUCUUUGUUUACUGAACUACUGCCCAUGCACACACUAAGGAGUGGCACUGUGAAAACAAAACAUCUAUCCGUUAGGGUCUGUGCUAUCCGGGAUCCUUGGGACGUCCCUGCCCCAUUGAAGUUGACAUUUAAAAUGGUUAAGGUAAGUGUUAAGGUUAGGGUUGGUUAAGGGUUAUGGUUAGAGUUAGAGUUAAGGUUUAGGGUAGGGACGUCCCAAGGAUUCCGGAUAGCACUGACCUAUCUGUAAGGGAGGCCUUCCUGCUACUUUUAGAGGGCCCAGAACCAUUUUGACUCUACUGCGUAAAUACUGCAAUGUGGGUUUAAUUGAAUUGAGCUCUCUGUAUCCUUCUGUCUGCUAUAGUGGAGUACAAAAGGAAGACCGGGUGUAUUGGCCCUCUUCACAAAGCCUUUAUUUGACGGUUUAAAACUACUUAGUGUUGUGUAACAGUAGUCAAACCAACCUUAAUAAAAUCAGGAAGUCAUCUUAUUAGAAUAUUUCUGAUGUGAUUACAGUAAAAUGCAGUGCUUUACAUUAUAUUCUUUAUGCUUCA